Messenger RNA from Setaria italica (foxtail millet), 3759 nucleotides. RefSeq lists its product as uncharacterized. NCBI's taxonomy places the organism in Eukaryota, Viridiplantae, Streptophyta, Magnoliopsida, Poales, Poaceae. The record is from RefSeq and is a predicted model, not a curated record. The transcript has a single exon. Gene Ontology annotation, biological process: defense response to other organism. The coding region runs from base 1 to 3759 and encodes 1252 amino acids. Gene Ontology annotation, molecular function: ADP binding.
AUGGAUAUAGUAGGUGGCAGCGCCCAGAGCGCCGUGGACUCGCUCCUCGGCCGGCUCAAGUCGGUGUUCGUGGAGGAGGCGCAGCUGCUGCGCGGCGUGCAUGACGACAUGCAGUUCAUCAAGCGCGAGAUGGAGAGCAUGAACGGCUUCCUCCUGGACGCCGGUGACGAAGGCCGCGGCAACGGCAACCAGGUCCGGGUGUGGAGGAGGCAGGUCCACGAGCUCGCCUACGACUCCCAGAGCUGCGUUGACCGCUACGUCCAGACCUUUGGCGCCACCCACCCGGCUGCGGGGGCGGGGCUUCUCGCCUCCUUCCGCAGGGUGCCGGUGCUGGUGCGGACCCUACCUAGCCGCCACCGCAUCGCGACGGAGAUCCGGGGGCUCAAGGCCCGGGCACUCGAGGUCGGCGAGCGGCGCCUGAGGUACGGCGUCGUCACGCCAGCCACACCUGGCGUGCAGGGGGGCGGCAUCAGCACGCUGGCGGCUCGCCGUGCGGCGAUCGCCAAUCGAGAGGCGGAGGACGCACGGAGGCGCCACGCCCUGGACAGUGCCGAUGUUCUGUUCGACGCCAACGCGCGCGCCAGGGAGCUGGUCGCGUGGCUGAUGGGCGCGCCACAACCCGUGCCACGUGUCAGGCUCCGGCGGAACCAGCUCGUGACCGCCGGCCAGCUGAUACAGAAGAUGUGGAGCGGCGGUGGUGGGCCCAACGAUCGUCAAGACCUGACGAUGGAGCUUAUAAAGCUCUUCCGGGGCCUGGAUGACAACGACAAUCCGGAGAACGUUGCCGAGGCUGCUGGCUACUUGAGUUCAGCCAUGCUUGAGGUGGACACGCAGGAGGUGAAGGUGCUAUCAAGCUGGCUGCUGGACAAGGUCUUAGGCCGUGCUGACCUGCCACAGCAGGAUCCGGAAACUAAGAGUGAAGCUGCAGGAAGCGAACUGUUCAUGGAUAUGUUGAAGGCGGUGAAAGAUCCAAUGGCCAAGUUCAUAGGCCAUGCUGAGAAUUUUAAAACCAGUACUUAUGAUAUGUUCGGUGUGUGGAAUAUGAUGGAGGACCUGAUUGAAGUGUUCAAGGCGCUGAAAGAGCCAAUUGAGAGGUUCUUGGACCUCGCUGACCAGCCACCGCAGGAUUCAUCAUCCUCCAAGGACGGCUCGCCGCAUCAACGACCUGCUGCAACUGCAAAUGAGGACCUGCUUGAGAUGGUCAAGGCCGCUAAAGAGCCGAUGGAGGUAGCCAGGGCGGAGGCAAGAUACGUGGCAGCGCAAGUCAAGUGGCUGCUAAAAAUAUUCUUCAGCGAGAAGUUUUCAUUCAAUCAAGAACAUGUACAGCACCCCAAAGUUGUCACCAUUGUGACACCACCAGUUCAGGACUUGAGCAACGAUGAUGGGCCAGAGGAACUACUUGAAGAGACUCAUGCGACGGAGCUCGCAAGGAAGGUCUUCGACCAUCCAAGAGCAAGUGACCAUUUCAACACCAAGGUGUGGGUCGAUGCCAAACAUAAGUCGAAGCUCAAGCCAAGGCUCAUGUCCAUUCUCCACCAAGUACUGUCGCCCUCUAGUACCGCUUCCAGCGAUGACAAUCUGGAGCCCACCAAGGACGAGGCCAGCCAAUGGAACAAUUUGAGCGAGGAGGAGCUCAAGACCAGGAUCGCGGAGCACCUCAAGGGCAAAAGGUUCUUGAUGGUACUCGCCGAUCCUGAGGAUGAAAACUCAUGGCAGGACAUAACCUCUGCACUGCCCGAUCAUGGUGACAGUGCUGUCAUCGAGACUCCAAGGAUUAGGUACAUGGCUCAGUUUCAUGCAUGGUACAAGGCCAGCUGGAUCUUCUUGCUCAUGGGCGCCUCCUCCCGCUACCAAGUGCAUUUCUGUUCCAACCUUGUUGGCAUACGCAAGGUAGCAGCUGAGUUGGUUGGCGGUGAUCAACUACCAGGCGGUAUCAGUGCAAUCCUCAAGAAAUGUCUAUGGGACUCCUUUGCCACCAAGAUGUUCCUCCAUGCCCUGUAUGCUAAUCCCCAUAGAAGCGAUGCAGAACUGGAAAGGUUGAUGCUUGGCCUGAGGUACUCUAGCAGCGUCAGCAAUGCCAGGCGCAUGGUACAGUUCUGUUACGAGGACCUACCCAGGCAAUACCAGAGCUGCCUCAUGAGCCUGUCUAUAUUUCCACAAGAAGGCAGAACAUUCAAGAGGACAAACCUAGUCAGGCGGUGGGCUGCCGAAAACUUUGUCAGUGCGAGGGAUGGGCUGGCUGCAGUGGAUGAAGCUAACCGCUGCUUCGAUGCUCUCAUUGCUCGAGGCCUCCUUCAACCCGCCGACAUUGGCCCAGCAGGCAAAGUCAGGAGCUGCACCCUGCAUCGUCAUGUCCACUCGUUCAUCACAAAAAUGGCCAGCUAUCAGACUGUUACCGACAAUACGGAUCUUCGAUCUGAACUGGCUCACCGACUUUCCACUCGCAGUGGAAUUCUUCAAUUACUAGUGGAGAAUCAGGCUGCUGCAAAUUCCAACACCUGCUGGGGAAUAAUCCAUAGGCACCGCCACACUCCUUCAGGAGACUUGACUCAUGAAGUGGUAACUUUGCUAAACUUGUUGCCUGCAUCUUCUGAUCAGCUAGGAUUGGUCAAAUUGCUAGAUCUAGAAGGCUGCAAAGGUUUGAAGAAGCGACACCUCAAGAAGAUUUGCAACAAGAUUUUCCAGCUCAAGUAUCUGAGUCUAAGGGACACGGACGCUACUGAGCUGCCAAAGGAAAUCAACAAGCUCCGGUACUUGGAGACACUUGACAUCAGGCAAACCAAAAUAAAGUCAUUCCCUUCAAACACCAUUGCCCUCCCAAAGUUGAUGCAUCUCCUUGCUGGUUGCAUAGAUCAUGAGAGCACACAAGUCAUUGAAUCAGACGGACGGUUUUCCACGGUGCAUCUGCCAAGUCAUGUUGGGAGUUUGACAAACAUGCAGGUGCUUUCCCAUGUUGAGGUCUCUGAGACCGAGAGUGACACAUCAGAGUUGACAGAUGUUGGCCGGAAGCUGCACUUGAGGAAACUGGGUGUGGUUAUCCGUGGCAAGGAUCCUCGCGGUGUUUUGCUUCGGGUCAUCGGGAUGCUGCAUGAAAGCCUAUGCUCAUUGUCAGUCCAUCUUGAACCAGUGAAGGCUGAGGGUGAAGUUUACUCCAUGGAACCACAGGCUCAUGGUGGCGAUGCUUUUGACAUACCCAAAUCUCUUGAAAGCCUGAACAUCAAGGGCGUGAUAAGUGAGCUGCCCACUUGGAUCAGACAGCUUCAUCGACUUUCCAAGAUAACCUUAUGCCGUACCAGCUUGAGAGAAGGAGAUAUACAGAAGUUGAGUGAGCUUGCCAACUUGCGCUGCGUCAGGCUCUGGCAUCAGUCGUAUACCAAUAAGAAGCUUACCUUCAAUACGAGAGAAUUCAGAAAGCUAGAGCUUCUUGUCGUUGAGGACUCAGGCAUAUCUGACAUCCACUUUGCUAACAAUGCAGCUCCUAUGCUCAAGAAGAUAGUUUGGAACUUCACCGGUGCGGAAGUUACUCUGUCAGGUAUCCAAGAGCUUCUAAACCUGAAAGAGGUUCAUGUCGGUGGCAAAUGUGACGAGAGUCAUCUCAGUAAGAUUAAACAAGACAUCAAAAAGAACCCGAACCUCCCUGAUCUUUAUCCACCAAUCCAUAAUAAGCCCAAUGCAGCUUCGGCUAUUAUUGCUGCCACCUCCACCGCUGCUACUGGUGCUGCCGCUGCAGCUUCAAGCAACGCCUCUGUUCCGAAGUAG